Messenger RNA from Diceros bicornis minor, 3073 nucleotides. It is a transcript of the gene PHOSPHO1, whose product is annotated as phosphoethanolamine/phosphocholine phosphatase 1. Lineage: Eukaryota; Metazoa; Chordata; Mammalia; Perissodactyla; Rhinocerotidae. Gene Ontology annotation, molecular function: phosphatase activity. Bases 879 to 1682 code for a protein of 267 amino acids. The record is from RefSeq and is a predicted model, not a curated record. The transcript is spliced from 4 exons. Gene Ontology annotation, biological process: bone mineralization involved in bone maturation.
CGGUGCCUAGCACCGGGCUUACGAGCGAAGAACGGCGUGAGGGCUGGAGGUGGGGGUGCAUUUCUGCACAUCUCAGGGAUCAGAGCCCUGGAGGCGGCGGCUGAGAAAGUCCACAGCGCUGGCACUUCUAGGCGUGUGGGCGGGGACUUAUGUAGAGCCCGCAGCCGCUCUAAUGAGGGUGCCCCCACCCACGCUCCUCUGAAGGGGCGCGCCGGCUCUCCACCCUCCUUCCCUCCCCCCCUACGCCCAAUCCCACCUUCGCUGGCUCUCCCGGAGCCUCCAGGUCAGCCGGGAGGCGUGGCCCGCAGACGGCCCGCCCCUUGAUGUGCGCCGGCGCCGCUGUGAUUGGACAGUCGCUUGUGACGUGCGGGGACUGCGGUGGGCCCGGGUGCUGCGGCUGCCGCAGCGCUAGCCGCGGCUCCGGCUCCGGCUCCGGCUCCCGGGCAUUUAAAGGGGACGCGGCGGCGGCCGGGGGGAUGGGGGGCAGGUGGAGAGGACGGGCCAGACGCACAUCAUCCACGGCCCCUCGGGACUGGAGGGACUCGUGAGCCGGAGCCCAGAAAUCCGGGGGUGGAUAAGACACCGCGUCCCCCCCAAUUCCCGUAAGCACCCCUUGCUCCAUCCUGCGCCCAAAUACCUCAGCUAGCCCCUCUCCCCACUCCUUGCACUCCAAACUCAGCCGGGACAGACCUCUACCGCCGCCGCUCCCCAACCUGUGCGAGAGGCUCAGAGAUCCUGCCCCCCUUUUCUCUGAGGAACUCUUUUUGGUGACCACAAAAGGAUUUGAUCACUCAGGACAAAGCUGCCAGAGGAGCUCUGGACGACACCUGGAGGCCAACCGAGUCCCUACAGGUGGUGCCCAGGGUGAUGCACCGACAAUGAGCGGGUGUUUUCCAGUUGCUGGCCUCCGAUGCCUGUCUAGGGACGGCGGGAUGGCCGCGCAGGGCGCGCCUCGCUUCCUCCUGACCUUCGACUUUGACGAGACCAUCGUGGACGAAAACAGCGACGACUCGAUCGUGCGCGCCGCGCCGGGCAAGCGGCUGCCAGAGAGCCUGCGCGCCACCUACCGCGAGGGCUUCUACAACGAGUACAUGCAGCGCGUCUUCAAGUACCUGGGCGAGCAGGGCGUGCGGCCGCGGGACCUGCGCGCCAUCUACGAGGCCAUCCCCCUGUCGCCGGGCAUGGGCGACCUGCUGCAGUUUGUGGCCAAGCAGGGCGCCAGCUUCGAGGUUAUUCUCAUCUCCGAUGCCAACACCUUCGGCGUGGAGAGCGCACUGCGCGCCGCCGGCCACCACGACCUGUUCCGCCGCAUCUUCAGCAACCCGGCGGGGCCCGACGCGCGGGGGCUGCUGGCGCUGCGGCCCUUCCACACGCACAGCUGCGCGCGCUGCCCCGCCAACAUGUGCAAGCACAAGGUGCUCAGCGACUACCUGCGCGAGCGGGCCCACGACGGCGUGCACUUCGAGCGCCUUUUUUACGUGGGCGACGGCGCCAACGACUUCUGCCCCACGGGGCUGCUGGCAGGCGGCGACGUGGCCUUCCCGCGCCGCGGCUACCCCAUGCACCGCCUCAUCCAGGAGGCGCAGAAGGCCGAGCCCAGCUCCUUCCGCGCCAGCGUGGUGCCCUGGGAAACAGCCGCCGACGUGCGCGUGCAUCUGCAGCAGGUGCUGCGGUCGUGCUGAGAACGGCGGCCGGCGGGGGCGCCCGGGCGGGGAAGGCGCGAGGAGGGGGGAGAUGGGAAAGACAAACCUAGUUUUUCUUACUCCCUUUUCCCUUUCGCUUUGGUGUGCCCCUCCGGGAAUUUCUGGAAUUCCGGGCUCGUCCAUUUGGAGGCUAGGGGAGGGAGUUCGGAGCAGUCCGUAUCUACGUAGUUAACCCAGUUCGGUUGCCCCCCUAGUUCCUCUGCAAACGGUCAGAUUCUGGAGUCUGGCCCCACUGAGGUGGUACGCAUACAGGGGAAGGCAGUAGUGUUUCUAAAACCCUUGUAAGGCUCUCUUACAGGGGAGAGAAGGAACAUCUCCCACUGCUGUAACCUUCCGUCUCCCAGAUCCUGAAAUCCUCCUGGCUGCACCUGACUCUCCGCCAACGGCCCCAGGCCUAGAUCUUGCUUCACCUACCGCCACCCCACACUCCAACCCUUUUCUUGCCUCUCUUCCCCCACCCACCCCGCCAGCAUCCCCAAAGGGAAAAAAAGCCCGAGGGAACAGUCGCCUCCUGGUGGUGGAACGAGGUAGCACACUGUCCAGCUUGGGGCCGGCCAGCCAGGGACCUCGCAGCGUGGGGUGGUGUCUCCUGGCACCCCAGCCUCGUCUAUGCAGCAAGAGACCAGGGACUUUACCAAAGUCGCCUCGCGGGCUGGGCCCUCUGCGCCCCCCUCCUCCCGUGUGGAACAGAAAGCCAUGAUAUUUUAAAGCAGAGCCAGCGGAACCCAAGCCCCUCCUCCCUCUUUGGUGUUUUAGAGCUAUAAAGGAGGUGAAGGGGGAAGAGGUGACUGAGAUCUCUCGCGCCGCAGUCUAAGGGGUGAGGGUGAGGUGGUCUCUGCUCUCAGAGAGCCCCACUUAAGUGAGGGAGUUAGUCCCCACUCUUGGAGGAGUGCCCAGCUUAAGGAACCAAGACUGAACACAUAACACACAGCAAGCAACAGGCCGAAGAACAAGGUGCAGUCAAUCGUUGCAGAGAGGCAUCAGGGGUCUAGUGUAGAGGGCACCUAAUGAGGACCCAAGAAAUGGGAGACACGGCUGCUAGGGGCAGGCAGAGGAGGGCUCAAUAAUUAGCAGGAGGCUUAAAACUGGGAUGCCUUUCAAUCCCUCCCGUCUCUGGCCCCCUAGCCCUGCAGGGCAGUUGUCAAGAGGGUCAGAGUUUUAUUCAGAGUUGGCACUUGCAGCUGGAGACCCCACCCUGCGUGGAGUAGGGGUCCUCUCCUGUCUACUUGGUGGACAAGGUCACCAAACUCCUUGGCUUUCAGUUCUUUCCUGUCUGCAGCAGGCCUCCGGGUACCUCUCUCCCCAGGACCCCUUCCCAUCACAGUGUGGGAAAGGGGCAGACACAGCUCACAGCCCAAGAGGUGGGCAGG